GAAACAGACACGGACUGUUGGUCCCAAGCAGUACGACAGACCAAGAGCUUCAACAUAUCCGUAAUAGCCUCCCAGAUUCCGUGCGAAUUCAGCGAGUAGAGGAGCGUCUCUCAGCGCUGGGCAAUGUCACUACCUGCAAUGACUACGUGGCUCUUGUUCACCCGGAUCUCGACAGGGAGACAGAAGAGAUCUUGGCAGAUGUGCUGAAGGUGGAGGUUUUCAGACAAACGGUGGCAGAUCAGGUGCUGGUAGGAAGCUACUGUGUUUUCAGUAACCAAGGAGGAAUUGUGCAUCCCAAAACUUCAAUUGAUGAUCAGGAUGAACUGUCUUCACUGCUCCAGGUCCCACUCGUGGCCGGAACGGUGAACCGCGGCAGCGAGGUGAUCGCGGCCGGGAUGGUGGUGAACGACUGGUGUGCCUUCUGCGGGCUGGACACCACCAGCACGGAGCUCUCCGUCAUCGAGAGCAUCUUCCGGCUGAACGAAGCCCGGCCAAGCACCAUUGCGACCAACAUGAGGGAUUCUUUGAUUGACAGCUUGACAUGAGCAGAGUCGGUUCCUGCUUUCCAGAAAGCUCCUAAGGAGUGAAGUGUCAAGCUGCACUUUGGAUUACAGACAUCUAGAGCUUCUGAUGUUUCUGCAGGCCCUGCCCGAGG
This is a messenger RNA of Tauraco erythrolophus (red-crested turaco), 655 nucleotides long. The record is from RefSeq and is a predicted model, not a curated record. Lineage: Eukaryota; Metazoa; Chordata; Aves; Musophagiformes; Musophagidae.